UGUAGAAAGCAGUGUGAAAUUUCAAGUGUUAUUUCUGAAAUGAUGUUCGGCCGGCAUGGAAUCCUGGUUUUCAUUUGCAUAUUUUUCUUUUGCGCCUCGUGGUGUCAAACUGUAAACAAGUAUUCUAAAGAGGCGAACCAGCCUGAACUUGUGUUAGAUGGAGAUAAAGAGUCCUGGAAAAAUAUGGACAAGCCAUUUCGGCUGGCCAAAAUAAAUUUAAUUUGGGCGAAAGCUCAAAAGAGGCUAACGGAAUUCAAGCUAAAAACUCUGUAUAGUGAACUAAAAGUGCAGGAUAAAGAAGAAUUGCAGCUUAAAAGGCUCAAAGCUGACAACAUGGACAAAGAUGGUCUUUUAGAAGCAGAUUUGAGGAGAAAAUUUGGCAGCAUCAUUGAACGCUAUGGAUUGGGAGAACACUUUGAUAAAGACAAGCCAAAUUCCGAAUCAAAUGAUGCCUACAACCAAGCCAGUAGCCACAGUCUCUUCAAAGAUAAGAAACUGAAUAAGCUUUGGCUGAAAGCAGAAAGUGCUGGAUUCACAGAAUCUGAACUGAAAAUGCUCAAGGAUGAAUUUACUCAUCACCAGGAGAAAGUAUUGCAAUAUUACAGCCUCCUAGAAGAGCACAAUAGUAGGAAGCUACGAGAAGAAAAUGCCUUUGUUAAUGAAGCUUUUAUGGAAAAUCUCCAAGAUUUGGAAGAAAAAGCUGAUGCAACAGUGAAAAACUCAUCUGUUGAAGGGGUUAGAAAUACCCAUCGGGAGUUGAAACAUGGCUACGACCGGCUUGAACGCAUGACCCUAUUGGGCCCCAAAAGCAGAGAUUUCGAAGAACCAAAAGUUCAGGGACUGUGGAAAAUAGCUCUCAAGGGCGACUUCAGCUCUGAAGAAUUGGAGUCACUCCGCACCGAAUUGCGUCAUUACGAGCAGCGGUUACAAAAGCUACGAUUCAUUCAGGCCCAGCACUCUCUGCAACAGGCAAAAACGGAAAGUAGCAACGAGAAAAAUAAUUCUGAAAAUGUCAAUGAUCUGCGCCAGAAAAUCAAACUACAAUCUCGCAAAGUAGAAAAGUUGCAUGCAGACUUAGAAGCUCGCAUCACGCAACGCCACCUUGAGCUCUGAAAAAAUUGUCUAAGCAGUUUUUCUCCACUAUUGGAUAAUUUAUAAUCAGUACAAGGGCGGUUGAUGUCCAACUUUUCAUUUUACUUACACACUUCUCAACAAAUAUAAUGCUUUUUUCUGCCAGAUUUAUUAUAGAUUGCAGUCUACGAAGUACGGUGCAUCGCACAUAUCCAUUAACGAAUAGAAAUGUAUUUACAUUGAUGAUAUAUCCCGCAAAUAAUACUU
Molecule: messenger RNA, 1338 nt
Organism: Daphnia carinata
Lineage: Eukaryota; Metazoa; Arthropoda; Branchiopoda; Diplostraca; Daphniidae
Product: alpha-2-macroglobulin receptor-associated protein-like
Exons: 5
Coding region: 40-1113 (357 amino acids)
Biological process (GO): regulation of receptor-mediated endocytosis
Cellular component (GO): endoplasmic reticulum; endomembrane system
Molecular function (GO): receptor antagonist activity; low-density lipoprotein particle receptor binding; heparin binding
Source: RefSeq, a predicted model, not a curated record